AUGGCCAACCUGUUAACAUCAGCUGUUAGAAGUUAUGAUGAAUUGAUGACCAAAGCCGAUUCUAGAGUUGAAGGAUGGACUUUAAUGUCAUCACCAUGGCCAAGUUUAUUUAUAUGUCUAGCUUAUUUUAUUAUUGUUAAACUGGGACCAUCAUUCAUGGAGAAGAGAGAACCAAUGAAUUUAAAGAACGUCCUAGUUGUUUAUAAUUUUGCUAUGGUUAUAUUAUCAGGGUAUAUCUUUGUUGAGUUUUUGUUAUCUGGUUGGAUGACUGGUUAUAGUUAUGGUUGUCAACCUGUUGAUUAUUCACAUUCACCUAAAGCUUUAAGAAUGGUUAAUGUUUGUUGGUGGUUUUAUUUUUCUAAGUUUAUAGAACUCUUUGAUACUGUUUUCUUUUUGUUACGUAAGAAAAACAAUCAGGUUUCCUUUCUACAUGUAUUUCAUCAUGGUAUUAUGCCUUUCUCCUGGUGGUUUGGUGUCAAGUUUGCACCUGGAGGAUUUGGAACAUUUCAUGCAUUAUUAAACAGUUUUAUACAUUUUAUGAUGUACACAUAUUACGGUUUGGCUGCACUCGGUCCAGCCUUUCAGAAAUAUCUAUGGUGGAAAAAAUACAUGACCAAAAUGCAAAUUACGCAGUUUAUAUGUGUGGUCAUUCAUUCAUCUCAGUUAUUAUUUAUAGAAUGUAAUUAUUCCAUGAUUUUUGUAUAUUGGAUAGGGCUGUAUGCCAUUAUAUUCUUAGCCCUCUUUGCUGAUUUUUACCGUAAAGCAUAUCAAAAGAGUUCACAGAAUAAAAAAAGCAAUGGAAUAACCAAAAACGGUGUGAAAUCCAAGCACAGUUAA
This is a messenger RNA of Lottia gigantea (owl limpet), 837 nucleotides long. RefSeq lists its product as hypothetical. The coding region runs from base 1 to 837 and encodes 278 amino acids. The transcript has 7 exons. NCBI's taxonomy places the organism in Eukaryota, Metazoa, Mollusca, Gastropoda, Lottiidae. The record is from RefSeq and is a predicted model, not a curated record. Gene Ontology annotation, cellular component: endoplasmic reticulum membrane. Gene Ontology annotation, molecular function: fatty acid elongase activity. Gene Ontology annotation, biological process: fatty acid elongation, saturated fatty acid; fatty acid elongation, polyunsaturated fatty acid; very long-chain fatty acid biosynthetic process.